Cinara cedri is the source of this 10211-nucleotide messenger RNA. The record is from the annotation of a GenBank genome assembly. Lineage: Eukaryota; Metazoa; Arthropoda; Insecta; Hemiptera; Aphididae.
CCGAUUCCCGAGCAUACUUAUUACUCAACAGUCGUCAUUCGUCAACCUAUUAUUCAAUUUGGAGUUUGAUUGUGUUUCUUUUCCCCACUACAAAUUGCGUAGAUAUCUAACCGAUUAAAAAUAUCUUUUGUAGUUUUCCUACGUGCCUAUAAAGUGCAAUUUUACAAAAUUAUUUUUAUCGUUCACUACCGUUGUGAUCAUUAUUAGGUAUUAAACUUGGUGCGUACAGUGUUUCGCCUUUUACACAGUAUCGAUACAGGGACAAGAGACCGUCGGCCGCCGGACAACGACGUUUGACAUCGAAUCUUCAGAAACUACUACAGGUAAAUAAAAUUAAUGUUUUCACCCUGGAAAUUCCCGUCGGUACUUCCCUUGAUGUAAUUUCGACCGCCGCGAGUUUCUUUUGUCACUUCAAAUCCGUCACGCAGAAAUAAUAUCGUUUUGGUAAAUUAGAAGUGUUUUUACUGCCCGUACGUCCCUUCCUCGAUGAAGGGGAAAGGGGAGAUGCGCGAAAACGCAAUUUUAAGUUCAAGGUUGUUUAGGUUUCACCGAAUUGCGUGAAAUCCAAUUUUAUGGAUUCUUCUGGUUUCGCGUUUGUUGCGUCAACAUCAACGUGACUAUGGCUUCCAUUGACACUGGGGAAAUGCAAAAGAAUCUAUUAGGUACCUAUUGACAAAAUUCAAUCACCAAUGCCCCUCCUUAUAAUUUAAUUAAAUAACAUAGAUAACAAAGUCAAAAUCGUUUAUAAAGAAACGGUAUUAAUUUAUUUUACUUAAGAUUCCCUAACUCCCUUUUCAUACCAACCCUCAUUUUAACUGUUACGCUUACAUACCAUAGAAAUCCAACUAAACGUCUUAAAAGAAACUCCCACUUGUUUUCUUAACGGUUUAAACUUAAAAAAAAUCAAGUAGGUAGGUAGUAGGUACCUAUUGACUUCCACUGGGUGGCUUCAUACAACUGUCCAUUAUCUUAAUAUAUUCUUAUUGUUCCUAGCCCAUAACAGGUUUGUAUAAUACAGGGUAUUAACCCAUAUUACUAAAAUAAUAAAAACAAAUCACCAUCAUAACUUAGGGUACCUACCUAGAUAUUUUUUAUUUGUGUAGAUAUAACAAUACCAUCAAAUCUUAUUUAUUGAAAAAAAAUUGUUUAGUUGACAAGCAGUAAUUUUAUGUGGACAAUUUGAAUCAUGUGAAUUUUUUUUUUUUAAGGUUUAAAUUAUCACUGUUUAUAAAAUGUCAUAAAGGAAAAUUAUCAGACUGUUAUACUGUACAAAUAAAGUCAUAUAUUUAAUAAGAAAAUAUCAAUAUUAAGUUAUUAGUUGAAAAACACUAAAGAUUGCAUAAACAACAAUUUCUUUCAAGUGCAAUAGGUAUCGGGUGAUAAUUUAUCAACAUUAUUUAACUUGAAAAAUAUGUAAAAUGCCAUUGUUUUCUUUUAAUUAUUUUCUGUUAUUAAUAUAAGCAUUUUCAAGGGUAUUUUCCUUUUUACGAUUAACUUGGUUCCAUCUUGUUUGGAUUGUUUUUGUAGGGUUAUCUCAAUAUGUGAACUAGAUAUUAUUAUCUCUUACGAUGUCAUAAUCUUUAUUAGUCAUUCAAUCAUUCGUUAUACAAAAAAAAAAUUCCUAGGUAAAGACUAGAGGCAGUACGUCAUGACUCGUGAGUAAUAAUCGGAUUUAUAUGUACUUAUAAUUGUUAAACAUGUAUGCAAACAAGCACUAAAAAAAGUCAAAAUAUUUAAGAAAAAGUUAUGAAAUAUGCAAAAUAAAAUUUAAAUUUUUAAUAGGUUUUUUAUUAUUAGUUAUUAUAAGUUUAAUAAACAAAAAGUAUAAUAUAUAAUAUAGCAUACAUAUGCUGUAUAUAAAUUAAAUAUUUAUUUAAUUUUUAUUAGCUUAAGCAUUUUAAAUUAUACAUUGUUAAUUAAAAUCUAUUUACUAAAACCAAAUAAAUAGUAUUUUAUUUAUCUAAUUUAGUACAUUGUUAACAUGAAAGAAGUAGGAAAAAUUUAUGGACGAACAAUAAUUUAUUAAAGUGUAUUUCACGUUUCAUCUUUUUGGGGGGUAUUUUUGUACUUUUAAAUUUGGAACGUAGCAAGGGAUCUAUUGAUUUUACUAUGUUGUGUGUGCUUUUAUUUAUAGUAAUUAAAUAUAUUAAAACCUCGAUAAAAACAUACAGAACACGCACUAAGGUUGGAAUAUGCAAAAAUGUACAAUAUACCAUUUUGUUAUUUAAUUAAUUAAGUAACGUUUUAUGGAUUCCCAUUGACUGCAUGUUCACGAUGUAGAAAAUAUCAAUAUGAAUUUUAUGCAAAAUUUGGUUUUUACUCAUGAGUCAUCAAUUAAUUGUUAUGCAAAAAAGAAUAUUCAUGUAAUAGUAAUAAUAAUUUCUGUCAAGGUUUUCUAACCAUGUACUAAUAGAUUUCUUAGACUACCUAUUUAUAUAAUGUUAUAACUCUUACUAUACUUCAGUAAAAUAUAUGUAGAUAAAGUGCUAAGAUUCAAUAAAAAUGUCAUUUAUACACUUUCACAUUGAUACUUUAAUUUAUUUUCUCCUACUUAAAAUACAUAUGUUUCAGGGUUUUAUAGAAUAUUUUUUAAACCAUCUUAGUAAAAUUAUGAGAAUUUACUAAAAUUAGAAAUCAGCACCGGCCGUUUUUUUUCGGCCCAAAACUUAAACUUAUAAACUGUCGUUGUAAAUAAAAAUAUACUUCAACUUUAUUUCCAUUCAGUAUUGACUUAGUAGACAAUAAUUAUAUAUCAGAGAAAAAUAUGCUAAAUUUUAUUAAAAUUUAAAUAUAAAUUUAACCCUGCCAAUUUAAUUAAUUAAUAAUAAUAAAAUAUAAUUAAAAUACAGAAAUCAACUUAUAAUAAUUACAUUUUAUUUCUGUAAAAAUCAUUUAAAAACAAAAGGGAGUCCACAGUAUCACCUUUGAGUCGAGUUCUUCUUUCCUCAAUAACUCUUUCUGAUGUGCUGAAAGACCUCUCACUUGGAGCACUACUUACAGGCAUCGCUAAAACUAUUGAUGCAAGUUUAGCCAUUAUAGGCAAUUUAUCAUUGUGUUCCUUCUACAAUUGUUAAAUAUCUUAAUUUUGAUUAUAUGAUUCCCUCUAAUAAAUGUUCAGUUCAUUGUUAAAUUCAUUAUAAGAUUAUUGGCAAACAAUCAUCCUUCCACUCUGAGAAUAGUGGAUUAAUUUAUUGUUAUGUCUUGCCAGUCGACAAAAUAAUAUUAUUAAUUAUUAAAUGAAAAACAUAUUCGUAUAAUAAUAAAGAUAAAACUGUAAUAUAUUAUUGUUAUAUAUUUUUGGUUUUUACCAGUGAUCUAUUUAUAAAUAUACAGUCUAGUAAUAAAAUUAUUUAUAGAUAUAGAAUACAUAUACGUAAUGUUACAAAUUAAAUUAAUGAUUUUUAUUUUUGACCGACCCGGCCCAAUGAAUAAUAUUACAAUCCCACCUAUAAUCAACCCGUAAUAUUUAAAUUAUGGCCCGGCCUAGAUCAAGCCCUGUGUGGGUCGGGCUGGCCCGGCCCGUGCUGAUCUCUAACUCAAAUAGAACGAAAUACUGAUAUUGUUAAGAAAUUUUAUCAUGGACCCGAGUACAACAGUUAAAUCAUUCUUUUCUUGACAUCUCAACAUUUUUAACCUUAUUUUAAUGGCUCAAAUACAAGCUACAACUAUGUUAGUUAUAAAUGAACCCGGUUCGUUGACAGUGUUAUCAAUCAUCUGAGGUGUUUCAAAUCGGUUUACGCCGGCAAAUUUUUCAUCUAGAUGUUCAUCUUAUGAGCAGUAGAUUGGACAUUCCAAUUUUAUUAGUUUAUUAAACACAUUUUGAUGACAAUAAAUGAUAAUAAUAAUUGAAUAAAUAAUAACAAUUAUGUAUCUACUUUUUAAGCUAACUAUUAUAUAAAAAAAGAUGGACAUGCUUUGCACAUUGGUGGGCCACUGUUGUAGGUAAGAAAUUAGGAAGGUAUAGGGCAAAUGUAUUGUAUACGUAACAAUUAACCAUUGCUAGCGAAAAAACGAUUCUGUGUGGAGUUCGGUUGAUAGUGUUGCUCUGUCAGUAAUAUACGUGUAAUAUUAUGGUAAAAUAAUAGCGUAUUAUGCAUUAUAUAUUUUUCUGUAUAUUUUCUUUAAUAAUAUUUAUUUAAUAUUGUAUCUAUUUUCCGGUUUUACCAAUUUUUUUCCAUUUAUUGGGAAAAUCAAAAAAUGGCUAUCCAAAAGAACCUCCUCACUCAGAUUUACUUUUAGUAAAAGAGCAAUCAUUGAAAAUCUGAGCAAAAUUGCUGGUAGGAAAGUUGUCCACAGAAAAAAAAUAAACAUAAACCAUAAGCUUCUUCACUCCCACUCCACUUAGAAAUUCUUAACUGUAAAUCAUAGGCUUAGAUAGGGUUUGAGAUUUCAGGGGGGGUGCUGGAGCCCUAGUUACCUAAUGGAGUAAUUGUCAAAGUAAUAAAUACCUAAACAAUGUAGAGUGAUGCAUUUGCUCCUCCUUGGAAUAGGUUAGUUAUGGUUUUUUUUUUUUCGUUUUAUUAUGGCUGAUUAAAACUUUUGGUCCCAUCUAUCUCAAAAACUGAAAUAACUUCACUGGCUUCAAUUUAAUUUGAUUUUCCACGGAUACUUUAUUUUUAUUAAUAGUUAAUGAAUAAUUUCUUUAAUUUCCAAUAAAUGUACUAAUGACGCUAAGUAUUUUGCCGCUCCUCACAAUAAAUUGUUGUAAAUAUAAUUUGCACAUAAUUAUACAAAAUGAACAAAAUUAAUUAAAAACUGAAUUAUAUUAUAGGAGAUCAAACUGUGAAAUUUUGUUUUCAUAAAAUGUAAUUAAUUAUAUGUAUGUAUGUAUUUGAAAUUUAAUGACACUUUUAUUUAUUGAAAAAAAAAAAAUUAAUGGUUAUAACUUAAAAACUAUUAAUAAAAUACAUAAUAAUAUUAAAAAAAAAAAUAAUGAUAACAUCAACAAUAAUAAAAAUAAAAAUAACAUCAACUACAUAAGUACCAAAUAUUAUAGUUUCAAAUCUAACUUUUUCAAACAUGUUAUAGAAAGUAACCACAGCAUCACAAAUAGCAUUAAAAAAAAAAAAUUAAAUCAAUAAUUUGCACACAGAAAAGUAAAUAUUUAAAUUCAUUACUAGAAAGUUACCAUAUUCAUAAUGAAAUAAAAAACAAUAAUUUAUUAAAUGUUUAAAGAGAUUUUAAAAAUUAUAUUUCUUUUUCUCAUCUACAUAAACUUAAAGAUGAAAAUAAUAGUGAUAACAUUGUUUAAUCAUAUUUCUCUGCUAUCAUCGUUAUGCUAUAAAAAUGUAUACACACUUGUAUGAUACUAUAACGAAUAUUUUUAUUUUUAUUUUAAAAUUUAUAUUUAUAUUUUUUAUAUAUAUAUAUGUAUUCCGUGUGUAUUUAAUAGAAACUCUUAGAGUCAUCCCAGACUACAGAAUUUUUAUCGGCCGAUGGUUUAGUAGGGUUCUAAAUUAUUAUGAAGAUGUUUGCAAGAGUGCAUAUUAAAACAAUUUGGUAUCGGUCGACUGCUUAAUUACUAUGGCGAUCAAUCCUCGCGCGCAUACGCCGAUUCGGCCGAUAGCUUCAUUUGGUCAAAGCUUUGGAGUGGGAAGGUAGUAGUAGUAGAAGUUCAUUCGAUAAAAAAAUCUAUUACUUUAGAUUGGAUGCACCCAAUACUCUCAGUUUCUCUUCUACAUUCUUCUCCGUUUUAUUAACGCAGUAAUUACAUUUUUUAAGUGACUGUUCUCAUCAGUAGAAGUGUUAUCAGCCAGCAACAUUUUUCCAGUACAGUCGACCGACUUAUUGGCUGAUUUGCGAACUACCAAUCAAACUGUUUAGUUGGCUCAAUGUGCGCGCUAGAAGCCCAACCCGACGACUAAUUAUCGGCUGAUAAAAAGUCUAGUCUCCGAUGUCUCUUAGUUUAAUAAGAACAAAACGGGAAGGAAAGUCAAUAAAACAAAAGAAGUUUUGUUAACCUUUCUGUAUAUAUGUAUUCUAAAUAGGUUCUUAUCAUAAUUUCUUGUUUUUAUAUCUAUUUUUUUUUUUUUAGAUAACCUUAGUAAGUCAAUACUAAUUAAAUUGGUUUUUAAUAUCAUAACUCAUAAUUAUACAAGUAAUCAGCUAUCUAGAACUGUCAUUUCUUAUCCACUAAAAUUAUUACCAGGGAUAAUAUGAUAAAUAGUGUUUUGUACGUGACAAAAAAAAUUAAUAAUUUUGAAUAAAUUUUAAUUAACUAGUGGUAUUUUCUAUUUUUAUUUUUUUGAAGUUUUUGGAUUAUGUUAGUUAACUAUAAAGUAUUAACAUUUUAACUAUCUAAUCAAUUUAUAUGAAGUUUUUAAGUGCAUGCAACUAUUUUAGUUAGACCUUCCGAAAAAUAUGUAAUUUUCUAAUAAUGUUUAAAAACAGAGAAAAGAUUAGUUAUUGUCUGUACAUAUUUUUUCUAACUUUUUUAUUUAUACUGUUAAACCAUUAACUAUAAGCUAACUAUUGUUCAUUAGUACGAUAAAUGAAUAUUAAUAUAAAUAAUAUAAAUAUUUAUAUAAAUAAAUUUAUUAAGAUAAUAGUUCUAUUUUUCUCAGUCAAAUCUUUAUUUUUCUUUGAGACUGUUAAUUAUUAUAUCAACAAUAUAAUUGUUUUGAUAACAUUUAUAUAAAAUAAUCAAUUUAUUGUGCUUCCAGCAACUUAACCAAGUAUUCUGUCAAAUUAAAAAAGGCUGAUAAUCAUAAGUCUAUAGCAAAAUAAACUAUUUAUCUGUCGUUUUUUUUUUUGAAAGUGCAAUAUCUCAGUUUUAAACUUGUUUUUUUUCUUAUUAUAUUACCAAAAUAAAUUGGAAACUUUACAAAUUUAAACAAUAACAUAUAAACCCAGAGGCCAAAAUCAUAAUUUUAGUAAAAUUGGUACCUAAUUAAAUCGAAAAAAUAAAAAAUACUAUUUAAAAAUGUUUCUUAUUAAUAUUAUUGAUAUAUAAGUAUAUUAUAUAGUUUAAAUAUUUUAAAAUAUAAUUAUACUAAUCUGGAUUUUAAAUUUAUUUUUUUCAGAUUAAUUCAAGUUUAAAUUUUUGCAAUGAGUACGUGGCAACAAACACAAACUCCAUAUGGAUCUGGAACAGGUAUAAUAUAUUUAUUUAUAGGUGAAUGUCUACCUAAUUAUCUAAAUUCCUAUUUUAACACAAAUAUUAUUGUGUUUACCAAGUAUUUUAAUUUUCUUAUAAAUGACUAAUUUUAUUUAAUUAGGAUAUUAUAUAAUGGGGGAUAUAAUAUUAAUCAAUUAUGCCAGAAAUUGCAGGUAAAAAAAAGAAAUGUUAUGGGAUAAAAAAAAAUUUCAUUAACUACGCCGAUCGCUAUUCGAAAGUAAUACAAAUUUGUUUAGAAUUAUUUAGAAUACAAGUAGUGUCCCAAAAUAGGGUGCAACUGAUGAGCACCGUUCUAAUGUAUAAUGAAAAAACUCCCACAAUAAAUAAAUUUCUUUAUGAAUGGACAACAAUAGAUAUUAUUACAUGAAAAAUAUUAGACAAAUUCUAUGAAUUCAAUUAAAAAAAGUAUAAUACUUUCUGUUUAUAGGCUUCUAAAAAUACAAUUUUAUGUAGUGCACAAAUAAUUAAACAAAAAAAAGAUCAGAAAUUUCAACGAUUGACACAAAAUAGUUUCAAUGUACCUAAAUGUUGUGUUAAACUAAAAAAAAAAAAAACCAGAAAAUUUAGUUAUUCUAAAAAUGCAGCUGUUCAGGAGAUUACGAGACUGGAAAAACUGCACUUGGGAAUAUUUUAUUUUAAUUAUUAAACUUAACUAAAUUUUAUUGUCUUUUUAAUUCUGGUUACCUUAGGAUUAAGUUAAGAUAGAGAAACACCUAGACAUUUUUGAUAAGUGUAAGUAUUUUUUUUUUCUACUUAUCUAUUAUGGUAUCUCUGUGUAAUGGCGAUUUGGGGAAUUGUGUCAAUUUUAGUAGAAGUUAAGGACGAGGAUGGCCAACCCCAAGUAGUUGGGAUGAAAGAGAAGAAGUUGGUUUAUCUCUCAUAUUUUAAAUAUUUUAAAUGAAGAUCUGUUUAUUUUAAAAGUGUAUACAUUAAUAAAUUGAACUCAAGAUAUGAAAGCUUCAAGAUAUUUUGGAUACUUAUUUAAAAAGUUACACACAGUUAUUUAAUCUAUACAAUUUAAAUACCUUAUAUAUUUCAUAAUUAUAGUUAUUAAAAACUAAAAAUUAAAAAAUAUUUUAACUUAAUAUUAAAAAUAUAAAUAUUUUAGCGCCACCACCACCUGGAUUUUAUCCUCAAGGUGCACCAUACCCAAAAGUUGAUGAUGCUUAUGUGCCUAGCGGUGGCUAUCCUAGUGCUGGUGGAUAUCCUAGUGGCGGUGGGUAUCCACCUCCUUCGUAUGGACAACAAAAUAUACCAUAUUAUGGAUCCCCAAAUAUGCCACCACCACAAAACGACAGUUACAAUGCAUCAGAUAAUUUUGGCUUCAGUGAUAAAACUAUACGCAGAAAAUUCAUUAGGUAAAUAUACAUUUUUAAGAAAUUUUAAAUGUUUCUUAUAUUUAAUUCAAAUGUUUUGUUUUCAGUAAAGUCUACAGUAUCAUUAUGUGUCAACUACUGAUUACGUUACUUUGUGUAGCUGUUUCAACAUUCCAUAUUCCUACCAAAAAUUACAUCGCUUCUAACCCUGGUCUUAGUUUAGUUGCUAUUAUCAUCACUUUUGGAACUUUAAUUGCUCUUGCGUGCUGUGAAGAUUUACGCCGUAAAGCUCCUACUAACUUUAUCUUGUUGUUUGUGUUUACUCUUGCUGAAUCAUUUCUUGUAGCAGUAACUACAACCAAGUACUAUACCAACGAAGUUCUUCUGGCCCUUGGUUUAACCACAUUAAUAUGUUUUGCUCUUACAUUAUUUGCACUUCAAACUAAAAUUGAUUUUACAGUGAUGGGCGGUUUUUUGUUGAUUGCAACUUUGGUAUUGUUGGUUGGAUCUAUUGUAGCCAUUUUUUUCCCUGGGAAAUUGAUAAAAUUGUUAAUUUCAUGUGCUGGGGCAUUAAUAUUCUCCCUAUAUCUUCUUUAUGAUACUCAACUAAUGGUAGGUGGUGAUCACAAAUAUUCUAUUUCUCCAGAAGAAUAUAUAUUCGCAGCAUUAAACAUCUAUAUGGAUGUAAUUAACAUUUUUAUGUAUAUUUUAGCUAUAAUUGGAUCCUCCAAUGAUGAUUAAAAUAUUUUUUUGUGAAAUCUAUUAUUUAAACAAUAAAACUGAUCAUUUUUACCUAAAAUUGAAUGUAGGUUAUAGUAUGAUUUCUUUUAAUAUAUACUUCAUUGUUUUGAUAGUUAAAAUGUGUUUAUUAUUUUUUGUUGAAUAAGGUAGUUUUAAAUGAUCAUCCAUAUCUUAUUCUCACAAAAAAAAAGUUAUUUCAAUAUAUACAUGCUAAAUAUGUUAUAAAAUAUACUCUGUACAAAAGAAAAUAAAUUUUAUACUUACAAUACAUUAGUAUGAUUUAUAACAUAUAGUCUUAUACUUAUUUUUAUAGUUAUUUGAACUUCUAAAUUAAAAUACUAGUUUAACAUGACCAAUAUAAUGUUAAUUUAUAAGUAAUCAACAAUUAUUUAUCAUAAUUUAAUAUACUCAUUUGUUAAUUUAAUUAGACUUUAUAUUUGUAUUUAUAACACUUCGAUUUUAAUGCGUUCAGAGAAGUAUAAAAAGAUUGUUAGGGAUUAUAACCCUCUCAAUUGGCUUUGCAAAAAAGAAAAAAAAUGUUUAUAUUGUAAUUUUAACUUCAAAUUAUAUACUUCAGCCAAGUUACAAGAUAUAAAGCUUGAUUUGUGGAUUAUAAAUUAGCUCUUAUAGUUUCAGCUUUUAAAUUAUCAUUACUAGGUUAGGUAUAAUAAAAGAAGAUUCUACAAUGUAUUCAUUUGUCGUGGUUAAUAUUUACGUCACUGAUUACAUUAAUAAUAUUCUGGAUAUUUUCAGUUAUAUCCUUUACUCAUUUCAUGGAAUUAAAAUUAACUUAUAGCCAAAGACUAAUGUAAUAUGGUACUAGUCUUGGAAAUUUGAAAUUGUAUAGUAAUAAAUAUAAUACAAAGUGUUUUUAUUAAAUCAGAUAUGUUACAGAUUCAACUCGUAAUUUUGUAAACUAUAAAUAUAUUCAAUAAAUUAACAUUCCUAAAUGUCUGUGUAAAAUAAACUACCUAUUAUUUAUUUAUAUAUUAUAUUAUAUGAUAUACAAUAAUACAAAUUUUGUUGUUAUUUUUAUA